UACUCACUGGUGUACAGUUUCACUCACUUUUGUUAACAAGAUACCUGCAUCGAUCUUUGAGUCCGGAAGCGUGCCCAUCACGUGCAAACAUCAGCAGCAACCUUCUUCAUCCAUCACAUCCCACUACAAAAUCACUGUUCAUCUCACUGAACCAUCUUUGCACGCCUGCUAAACUCUAAAAAAACCACCUUUUCUUCUUCCUGCUUCAUCAAUGGCUUCCAUUUUCACUUUCCACAAAUACCCUUCUCAGAACACCCCCCAUUUUCACCCACCCACCAAGAAACACACACAUUGUUUCACCUUGUUGUUACACCUACUCAUUUCAUUUUCAACCUGUUUUAACACAUACCCAUCACAAAAGACUCUUCCUUUUUCAACAAAAAACCAAUCUUUACACAAAUGCAACACUGGGUUUAACAAAAAGAAACAAAAAUGGAAGAAAAACACACACUUUUUCACCUUACUAACACACCUACUCAUUUGGUGUUUACCCUUUGUUGUUUCAAGCCAAUCUUGGGAUGGGAUAAUAGUCACAGAAUCAGACUUACAAGCCCUCCAAUCUUUCAAACAAGGGUUAACUGACCCAAAUGGUUUCUUGAAAAGUUGGAAUGAUAGUGGGUAUGGAGCUUGUUCUGGUGGGUGGGAAGGGAUCAAGUGUGCACAGGGUCAGGUUAUUGUGUUACAGCUCCCAUGGAGAGGUUUAGGUGGUCAAAUCACUUCAAAAAUUGGUCAAUUUCAAGCUCUUAGAAAACUCAGUCUUCAUGAUAAUUCCAUUGGUGGUUCAAUCCCAAAGGAGUUAGGGUUUUUACCCAAUCUUAGAGGGCUUCAGUUGUAUAAUAAUAAGUUUACAGGCUCAAUACCUCCUACAUUGGGUUCAUGUAAAUUGCUUCAAGAUCUUGACUUUAGUAAUAAUUCAUUGGUGGGUGGAAUCCCUGAUUCCCUUGGGAAUUGCACUAUGCUUUCUAAUAUCAAUUUGAGUUUGAAUUCUUUGUCAAAUUCCAUUCCUGUGUCACUCAUGAAACUGAAUUCUCUCAUGUUUUUAUCUCUGCAGUAUAAUAAUUUUUCAGGGGUUAUCCCUGAUUCUUGGGAUAAACCCUUGGUCAAAUCUUUGACUUUUGACCAUAAUUUGUUCACUGGGAGAAUACCUGUGUCUUUAAGCAAGUUGACUGAUCUUGAAGUGAUUUCAUUCAGUCAUAAUUUCUUCACUGGGGAGAUUCCAGUUGAAAUUGGGAAACUUGUUAAGCUUAAAAGUUUAGAUCUUUCUUAUAACUUUAUUAAUGGCAGCAUACCGAACAGCUUUUCUGGUUUGAGGUCACUCACUUCAUUGAAUUUAGCUCAUAACAAUCUCACUGGUCAAAUCCCAGUUUUCUUGGGUGGUCAACUGAAUCUUGCAGUGUUUAAUGUGUCCUACAACAAUCUAUCGGGUCGUGUCCCGGAUCAACUCUCGUCGAAAUUCGAUCCGAGCGUUUUCGUCGGUAAUCUUGAUCUUUGUGGGUACGGCCGUUCCGCCACGUGCACCACGUCUCCGGUAGAGAGCCAGAGCCAUCACCGGAAAACGAAUACGAAAAAUAUCUUGCUUAUUUUAGGUGGAGUUUUGAUAGCAGUGUUUCUGUUGGUUUGUUGUAUACUUUUGUGUUGCUUGUUAAAGAAAGAAGACAAUGUGAAGGAAAAGGAUAGUGAACAAGGUAGAGUGGGCCCUGCAAAGGAAAUUCCGGUGGAGGAGACUGCGGCAACGGCGGCAGUGGGGGCAGGAGAGGGUGAGGGUGGAGGGAAUCUUGUGCAUUUUGAAGGUGGGGUGGAGUUUACGGCGGAUGAUCUGUUGUGUGCGACGGCGGAGAUAAUGGGGAAGAGUACUUAUGGAACUGUUUAUAAGGCUACUUUGGUGGAUGGGAUUCAAGUGGCUGUAAAGAGAUUGAGAGAAAGAAUUACAAAGAACCAAAAGGAGUUCAGAAAUGAAGUAAAUUCACUUGGGAAGAUUAGGCAUCCGAAUUUAUUGGCGAUGAGAUCUUAUUAUUUGGGUCCAAAGGGGGAGAAACUUCUUGUGUUUGAUUAUAUGCCCAAAGGAAGCCUUGCUUCCUUCCUCCAUGCUCGAGGACCGAAUACGCCGAUUGAUUGGCCAACAAGAAUGAGAAUAAUGAAAGGGAUGACAAGAGGUUUAGUCAACCUCCACACACAACAAAACAUAAUCCAUGGAAACCUUACAUCAAACAAUGUUCUUCUUGAUGACUAUCUUAACCCUAAGAUCGGGGAUUAUGGGUUAUCACGGUUAAUGACAAAUGCUGGGAAUAUGAAUGUGGUUGCAACCGCAGGUGCACUCGGGUACCGGGCGCCUGAGCUUUCCAAGCUCAAGAAAGCCAGCACCAAGACUGAUAUGUACAGUCUUGGUGUCGUCAUGUUAGAACUCUUAACCGGAAAAUCACCAGCAGAGGUGGAUGAUGGUGUUGCUUUGCCACAAUGGGUGGCGUCGAUUGUGAAAGAAGAGUGGACUAAUGAGGUUUUUGAUUUGGAGUUGAUGAAGGAUGCUACUGCGAUCGGUGAUGAGUUGUUGAACACUCUGAAACUUGCUUUGCAUUGUGUUGAUCCAUCUCCAUCUGCUAGACCGGAGGCGCAACUAGUUCUUCAGCAGCUAGAACAGAUUAGACCAGAAACCGCCACAAGCUCCAGCGAUGAAGGUGGAGGUGGUGGUCCUUCGACAAGGGAAUGAAUUUAGGUCAGUAGCUUGUAUUCCAUCUGCUCAUUCUUGAGUUUUUUUGAGGUGUUGUAAAUAUGAGUUCAUAAACUUGAUUCAGUUUCUUAAGUAGAAAGUUUUGGUUGUAUUUGUUUUCGGUAAUAACAUGUGAGCAUGGGUUGAUUUGA
This is a messenger RNA of Helianthus annuus (common sunflower), 2856 nucleotides long. RefSeq names its product probable leucine-rich repeat receptor-like protein kinase IMK3. Lineage: Eukaryota; Viridiplantae; Streptophyta; Magnoliopsida; Asterales; Asteraceae. The coding region runs from base 212 to 2704 and encodes 830 amino acids. Gene Ontology annotation, molecular function: protein kinase activity; protein binding; ATP binding. Gene Ontology annotation, biological process: protein phosphorylation. The transcript has 2 exons. The record is from RefSeq and is a predicted model, not a curated record.